This is a messenger RNA of Coregonus sp. 'balchen', 12393 nucleotides long. Lineage: Eukaryota; Metazoa; Chordata; Actinopteri; Salmoniformes; Salmonidae. The record is from the annotation of a GenBank genome assembly.
AUGUCAGAGGAGCAGAAGGAGCGUGCUUUGCACCUGAAAAAGAUAUCGGAUUGGAAUGUGUCGUGUGUGGAUCUGCGAAGCAGGGUGCCUAUCAAGGGGGUUAUAUCUCUGGAGUGGCGCUAGAAGUGAUUGCAAGGAUGUAAUGGAAGAAAUAGAUGCAGUGGUUGGUGCACGCUGACUGACAUGUAUGUUUGAUGGAGUGAGGAAGCCCACUCCAUCCAUUAUUUUGUUCUUUGUAGAAUAGUCUCUCCCUUCGUACGAAUAUUUGGGUUAUAUGAGAUAUCCUGUAAGAGCCUUAUUGCCCAAACCCUUGCAGUGUGAUAAAUGUAAACUAUUUGGACAUGUACCAGUUGAGGCGAAGUUGCUGCAAUUUUGGUGGCAGUAGGUGGCGGCAAUACACCAAUAGGUGUAGUCUGCCAUAAAACUUUGAAGAAGAAGAAGAAGAAGAAGAAGAAGAAGAAGAAGAAGAAGAAGAAGAAGAAGAAGAAGAAGAAGGAUGAGCUAGUCCUUUACCUUUUCAAGCCAGUCGGAAAAGCUCUGGGGGAUGUUGCCGGAAUGAGGGAUAGUAUAGGAGAAGAUGGUGGAAACCUAAGGUUUUGUUUGAAACUGCUAGUGAGUCGGAUGAAGAAAAUAGCACAGAGUGAGAAUGAGUGGGUUACAGUGGCGAAGAAGAAGGGAAACAAGAGAAGUAAAUGUCCAUUGCUCGUGUUUCUUGGCCCAAGCAAGUCUCUUCUUCUCAUUGGUGUCCGUUAGUAGUGGUUUCUUUGCAGCAAUUCGACCAUGAAGGCCUGAUUCAUGCAGUCCCCUCUGAACAGUUGAUGAUGAGAUGUGUCUGUGACUUGAUCUCUGUGAAGCAUUUAUUUGGGCUGCAAUUUCUGAGGCUGGUAAUUCUAAUGAACUUAUCCUCUGCAGCAGAGGUAACUCUGGGUCUUCCAUUCCUGUGGCGGUCCUCAUGAGAGCCAGUUUCAUCAUAGCGCUUGAUGGUUUUUGCGACUGCACUUGAAGAAACUUUCAAAGUUCCGAAUUGAUGAUUAAUGAUGGGCUGUCGUUUCUCUUUGCUUAUUUGAGCUUUUCUUGCCAUAAUAUGGACUUGGUAUUUUACCAAAUAGGGCUAUCUUCUGUAUACCCCCCCACCUUGUCACAACACAACUGAUUGGCUCAAACGCAUUAAGAAGGAAAGAAAUUCCAAGCUUUUGACCGGUAGUAUAUAUAUGUAUAUAUAAUCUCAUUAGAAACAGAUAUCUAGUUGUUUGAUUCUGAAUAUCUCUCACGGUGAUGAGGGAAUGAUCAGACUAAUGUUAUCAAUACCAAGUAAAAAUAAUAUUCCAGAAAAGUUCUCCAUGCAUUUGUCAGAGUAUUUCUCAUCAAUUCUGACCUAAUGUUGCUCAUUCAUAUUGAUUUGAUAAUGUAUAGAGUAAUGAUAUUACAGUCAACUCCUGAUUAAUAAUUGAUUAUCUCAGAUCAUCCUAUACUUAUAAACACUUUGUCUAUGUACUGUAGUUAUCGUUUUCCUUUACUACUGGUUUGUAAACUUCAUUGCCAAGUAAACUCCCAACCAGCUGGCAGCGCUGUUGUGCGUUUCUGGGUUCGCCACCAACUAGAACAAAGGAUUCCUUGACUAGAACACGGAUGUAGGAUUGGAAACGAGUUUGUUUUGAUUUUGCAUUCCUUUUGUGGAGUAAAUACACACCUGAAUAGGAUAACCAACUCUCAUUCGACUGAAAAUGUCAAAACUACAGUUGUUGAGUGUGUUUUUAAAUAAUCGUUUAACGGCGGCUGCUGUGGAGAUUUUCGGGGCAGUUGAGAAAACGGUAGUGGAAUACCAGGAUGAGAAUGAUCGGCUACGGAGAGUGCUACGGAUCACACCAGAGAUAGAACUAUGUAGAAUAGGUUUGUAUGUAGAUCUCAGGGGAGAACGACUACCCCCUCUCAUUGAAGUGACGGAAGCUCAAGGCCGACCGCAGUACUGCAGGCAUUGUUAGCAGAAAACAGAAUCCCCCAUUAUAAAUAAAUACAAAAUUCGAAGACAAUCAUGGUACCAAUAUUUAUUUAUAAUACACCAGAUAUGUGCUUGAACCGAUUAUUUUAAAAUCGCGGACAGAAGAAGUUAAGGAUAAUUUAGUUGCUAAUGGAUUCGGACCGGGUAGAGCCUGUUUUUUUCAUACCUGGCUAAAAUAUUAAAAUGGUGUCAUUAGUGCUUCAACCUCGUCAAAUAUAACACAGGAGAGAUUAUUUCACAGAAAAUAAUAAUGUUCACUGGGUUGUCGGAGUUUAGAGUGACGAAAAGUAGCUAACAGCUAAUUGCUGUCUCUUCAUUGAGCAGAGUAUGGUGUCAAAUCUGAUUCAAAAGUCGAACGAGCGCGAGCAAGUUAAACAUAAUUGUGCAAGGAAACACCUUGAGUCGAGAGAGAAGAAACGUGGUCGAGAGGGCAGGCUGGCGUGGUGCGCGCAAAUUAAAUAUGAGAGCUUGCGAGUGUGACUGAGUGAGCAGAGAUUUUUGUUCGCCUUAAGAAAUACUUAGUACAUGUGAAGACUCAGAAAUGACUGCAUCCCCACACGGAUGUAUUUUCCCCCUCUCACACCAAUUUACCAGUUUGCUCUCGCAACUGCAGAGCUUACUAUCGUUUUAGAAUGGGGAAAUUCUAGCCAAUGAACAUCCUGUAGCAGUCUACUGAAUCGCAAUUGGUCACGUUUUUGGACCAAUCACGGCUUGACUGCUUCUAACCUGAUUUUUGACAAUAGAGAUGAAAGGUGAAUGAUGGCUGACAAUAAUAAAGAGGUAAGUUCUAUCGUUUUUCAGUAGAGAGACUAGCUAACCAACUAGCUAGCUAAUCAACUAUGAUUUCAAUAUUGAAAUUGAAGUACAGUAGGUAGUUAUUUGGUCAUCUGUUAUUAAAACAGGCUAUUGAUGAGGCAACCUAGGUUUUCGUCAGCUAGCUAGGAAGCUAAUGUUAGCUAGCUAACUAAUGUAAUAGCUAACGUUUAAACGUGGUUUAACCAAAGCCAAGAUGGUUUCGUUUUCUAUACCGUCUCUGGUUUAACUAAGAGCAUUGUACCUAACAUGGUGACCACACCGCCCGCAUCGCAUGUGCUGAAUAUACACAUAAAGUUACAUGUUAUUCAAUCAUUGUAGCCAGGCGCUAAAAUAGAAAUUGGUUCUAUUUGUGAUGCGCUGCAAGUCCUGCCUCUCCCAUCUCCUCAUUGGUUUUUAGGAGCAUAUCCCCACGUGGGCAAUUGAAAGAUGAACUGAGGUCCACACUCCAGUCCAGUUGGUGGUGGUAAUGCACCUUAAAGUUGGUUGCCAACCGCCAUAUAAAGUCAAAAGAAGAAGAAGAAGAAGAAGCCUGAAGGAGGAGCGAUUACUAGAAACUAACUCGGUUUACCCUUUUAUAUGUGGAUUAAUUGUCGGAGUAGAGAACCUUGUGCAUUUCAGGUAAAAUAACAACCCAAUGUUUAUACCCAGGACAAAUUAGCUAGCAACAGCAAGCUAGCUAGCUAAAUUACCAUAAAUGUAUAAUGCUUUUCAACCUCAGAGUUCGUAUUGAUAUUUCAACCUGCGUGUCCUGAUCGCGUGGGUGGACAAAAUGAACAUGCGCGUGAUGGUGCACGCACACGCAAGCGGUGUGGUCAGCAUGUAAGUCGAGGAGGGGUUUAGUAGAGGAGGAGGACUUGGAAGACCAGCAUGACUGGGUGGCUGAAGAGGGGGGAGAGGCGGGGUGAGAACAGACAGGGAAGACCCUCACUGGGGAAGAGGUCAGUGAUUGAGGAGGGGGAGUCAAGAGAGGUCAGGCUCUAAACCAAAUAAUAGCAAAUAUUGUAAACCGCUAACCGCAUACUUUGAGAUACAAUCUGAUUGAAGUAAAGAUUUUAUAACUUUUACUCUUGUCAGUUCUUGUGCAGUUACAAUAAAUGAGAAUUUCCUCAAACCAUUUAUUUCUCUCCGUCCCUAUUUCCAUGCAGGUCUACUGUCACUAAUAUGAGGUGGUGCAGUUGUUAUCUGCUCAGCUGACAGAGACAGGAGAUACAGGAGUCCAUUCUAUUCCAUGUAGGUUGCCUUGGCUCUCCUCUAUGCACAGCACACUGGGGACUUCCUGCAGGUAACCAUGACAUCCACCUAUCACCCCCGUAACUUAAUCAUUAGUGGUACUGAGAGUUCCUUUAAUUUAUUUUAUGCUGUAUGAAGGCAUUUUGCAUAGGACAUUGGUCACAUAGAGAGGAUCAUGACCAGCUGCUGUCUAUUGGUUAGAAAGAUGGUUCUAUACUGAAUGUAUGUGAUAGUCAUUGCUAAACAAUAUGAGUAGUGUAGGUAAGGGAUGAAGUGAAAACCUAUAGGAGGAUAGCUCUCCACAAGGUGGGUUGGGCAUGAAAUGACAUGCUGACUGACAAGUGGCGUGGAUUGGCAAUUCCACGGUAACGGAGUGAUGGUGAGACUCAGAUAUUUCACUUUAAAAUGUAUGUCAAACAAACCAAUGAUUGCAAAUUGUUAAAAGUAGUCCUCAUGCAUAGAGUUGUAUGGUUUGUUUCACUUUGAAAUCAUUGGUUUUAGUUUGACAUACAUUUUAAAGUUAAAUAUCUGAGUGUCAUCAUCACUCUGUACCAUGGAAUUGCCCUACAGCUUGGCUCAGUCCCACAUCGUGUGUUAUACUUAUUUGAUUAAUUGUUAUCCAUAGUUGCCUCUCUUGAUACAGCCACAGCAGUCUUAAAAUGGACUGUUACCUUGAAUGCAACAUUAAGAUGUUAAAAAAUGUAAACUCCAGUUGGAUUCUGUCUGUGACAUUUCCUGACAUCUUAUUUUCCUUUCUCUCUCACUCCAGUUGUUCUCAGGAGACAGGUGGAGUCAGGCUUCUACUUCAUCGCCCUGGAACACUACACCAACGAGACAGAGGAUGUCAAGUUUAGACCAGUGGGUUUUGACCAGAAAUAUUGUCCAGCCCCCCCCCAAAGGAAAUGUACAGCACCCCCACCCCCAAACGGUUCAGGUCAAUCACGACCAAAACCUCCCACCACCUGACCAGUUUCUUCCCCCGUUGUCCUCAUCAACCACCUGGUCCACGAUGAUCCUCUCAUCCAUGGACUUCGCACUCUUCAUCCAGACUAUGCACCCUGCAAUAUCAUCCCAGCACUGCACAUUGCUCUUUGCACUCUCCGCACAUCUCUUACAUGCAUAUUUUAUAAUGUAGUUUAUAGUGUUCAUAGUGUACAUACUAUAUGUGGAUCUGUGAAAAUUCUGCAUCUAUAUAUUUUUGUGGCAGCACCAUUUCACAGAGUCAAGUUCCUGUACAUGCAAAUGUAUUUGGCGAAUAAAGUUGAUUCUGACAUGUUUAGCUGGUUUAUCAUACGGCAGUUUACAUUCUAUUAUUUGGGACUGGUUAUGUACUGUAUGAACUGUAGCAGAUUCUUCCCUUUUGUGUCUUCAUAUACAGUCAUUCAAAAUCCCCAUGUGCUGUGUGUGGGUGUGUCCUUGGGUUUAAUACCCUAAAUAUUGGCUCCUGCCUGCAAUUAGUGGAUUCAUUUUAUGGUGUUUGCUAGAGCUGACUGUCUGCUUUUAAUUUUACAGACAAACAUGGCUGGCCAACAAGUAAUUAGCUAACUAACUUUAGCAAGUAGAUUCCACUUAAUUCAAGGUAUAGUAUACCUAUUAGAAUUUAUUUGAUUUGGUUAUCAAGCUGCUGGGUUUCCCAAGUUGUUCGGCGCUUACUGCUAAAGCUAGCUAGCUAAACAGACGGCUCUGCAGUUCAUUGCAAACAGAAGGCUCGUAAUAGCCAAUUACAACAAUGGUAGAAAUGUGUUAGUUUGUCCAAAUAAAAAAAAGUUACCAAUCUAAGGUUUCUAGACACGCACCCCCCUUUAAACCCGCCCCCCAUCAGCCUGAAAUCCAAACCCAAUGUGCCAAGACUUGAGAGCAAUUUGAGAAAUUGAGAGCGAAAACUUUACAAUGACAAGUGACUAUUGCUGGUGGACAAUUUAAUGUGUUCAAAUAACAUGUUUCUUUGCUUACAGUUCUACAUGUACUGUUUAAGAAAGUUUUCUUUUUGAUCUGUGACGACGAUGUUCUGCUUGCACAAAGUCACACUUGCAAGCUCUCAAGUUUAAUUUGUGCUCUCGACUGGCCUGUGCACUUGUGGGACGGGACCUUCCUCUGCUCGCUCGACCACAUUUAUUCUCUCUCGACUUUGUGUUUGCUUGCGCAAUGAUAUUUCAUCUUGCUCGCGUGCGCCAUCUUGUGCGUGUUCAACUUUUUAAUCAGAUUUGACACCAUAACAGAGCAGCCCAAGCGGAGCUGUUGCUAUGGAUACUUGGACUCAGAUUUGAGCUGAGCGCAUGCAGAGUGAGCUGCGUGUAGGGAGCGAGUGACAGACAGAGAGGAGCAGCUAAUGGAUUUACUAACGGAGGAAGUUAUUUCUGAUUUCGAUCAUCGGGCCUUAAAUUUGGUGGAAGCAAUUGGGCCUGGGUAGGGUAGGACCUGAACGUCGCGGGCAUGGGUAGGGCUUGGGCUUAAAAUUAAUGCCCGUGCGGGGUUCUAAUGAGAGGGGAAAGCAUUGAGCUAGCCUGUAACGUCACUUCCUGGAGUAGCUCAAACAUGUUAUGAUGUCAUGUUAUGAUGCCAUCUUAACCGACUUCAUUUGGCUUCAAUGCGCUAUAGAGAGCAAUAGACGGGUUGGUUGUUUAGCAACAAAACCAACGCGCGUGCAACUAUGGGGCAAUACAGACAGGGUUGGCUUAGAUUGUUGACAACAUGUAAACUAUAUUUAGUCUCCAAAUGUUUAUUGAAACAUAAAUACAUUUGCACAAUAAGCACUUGUCUCUCAAAUACAUUGUUACAGUUGUUGGUUGGCUAGCUAGCACAUUUUUUGCCAUAUUAGCAUUGACAUGAAAUCAGUUAAAACACCUCAAAACAAGACAUGGUAUCAAGAACAAGAUAAAACUUGCUGAAACAAGCCACCUACGAUUCCCCACAUAGUUUCUUGUCAUUGUUGCUAGCUGUCUGACUUUAGAUUUAUAACAGCACAGCUUCCGCCGCCAUCGAUGGGUGCGCAUAAUUUUCGUGACGUUGUCAGCCAACAUGUCUAUAGUAAUGCCGUCUUUUUGUAGGCACUAACUCCGCCAUGGUUCAUUGGACAAGGCCUAAGGGGAAAUGAGUGGAGUUUGUAUAAACGCCGAAAAUAAGGUCUGCGCUAAACACAGGCUUAGGAGAUCUUAUACGUUUUGUUCUAUGAGAUAAUCUUCAUCAGCUAACGUAACUUUUUGUGAAUUUUGAAGCAUUUACAGUAUGUAAUCAAAAAAAGCACAUUAAAGGCUUCAUAAAUCAUGAAGGUCAUGUUAACUGACUGAUAUCUCAUAGAACAAAACGUAUAAGAUCUCCUAAGCCUUGGUUAACCUCAGACCUUAUUUUCGGCGUUUUCAUUUUCCCCAUAGGAAUGGCUGAACGAACCAGAAGUUCUAAUUUCCCGUUUUUAGAACUACAAGCUGGCGAGCUCUUUUGAGUCUUCACAUAGGAAUGAAUGGUGUCAUGUGAUCGAUGGCUUUUUCCAUUCAUAUACAGUCAUUGGUUGAUCUACUGAUAGCUAGCUAUAGUUGUACUUUAUUGAUAAACUGUUAACUGAUCACCAUUUCAUCCAUUUUAAGAAGUUGUUUUUAAACUUACCGUGCAUGGAUAAAAAACACUGGUUUCCACUAGAUAACCAUAGCCACACAGUCAGAUUUCACAGCCACAAGGUCAAAAUUGGCAACAACUAAAAAUAGCUUUUUGGUCAUAAUAUAAGGUUAGUGUUAGGCAUAAGGUUAGCAGUGUGGUUAGGGUUAGGUCAGAUUUUAAGAAGAUAAAUUGUAGAAAUGGCCAGGGUUUAGCCAUAAUUAUGACUUUUUGUCUGUGUUAACUAGUGAUGUCCAAAAAUAUAAAUCAAUAGCUUCUUCUCUUCAAUUUAUUUAGAAGUAAUUGAAAAUAGAUUCUAGUUUUCGCUUAUUGAAUUGGAAUUAUAGUUGACCUAGUCUUGAAUUUACUGGCUUAAAAAUCAAAUUGACCCCUACCCUGAUGUCUAAAGUCUGUAUAGGUAACCUCUGCACCUCCUCUCCUUCCCUCCAGACUCCCUGCAGCUCUCUCUCGCUGUUCCCCAUCAGCAGCUUCACUGUGAGCAGGGGUGGAGCCCCCGUCUGGGGCAAGAGGACCCAGAGCCCACACAGAUUAAAGAGGAACAGGCGGAACUCAGGACCAGUCAGGAGGAAGAACAGCUUCAAGGGCUGGAGGCUGAUAUCAUAGAGUUCAUAUUCACUCCUCCUUGUGUGAAAAGUGAAUGUGAUCUGGAGGACCCACUUCAAGAAGCCAAACUAGCUGAAAACCCAACUCUCAGUCAACUGAAAAUGUGUAAACUACAUUUGUUUCGUACAUUUUUAAAUGAACGUUUAAUGGCGUCUGCUGCUGUGGAGAUAUCCGGAGCAUUUGAGAAAACAGUAGCAGAGUACCAGAAGGAGAAUGAUUGGCUACGGAGACUGCUGCGGAUCACACCUGAGAUAAAACUAUGUAGAAUAGGUUUGUAUGUAGAUCUACUGAUACAGUAACUAGAUACAGUCCUACUCAAUUAAAGGGAUAGUUGGGGAUAUUGGAAGUUAUCUCCAUCAACAGGCUCUGUAUUUCAGGAAUCACAGUAGCAAGUACCCCUCCCUAGUGCAUUGUUAAAAUAUUUUGCCAUUUAAACAAUUAAUUUUUCCCACUGGCUUUCAUGUGUUUCAAACGUGAGCUUGUCCGAGGUGUCGGACUCGAUGACAGUUGCUAUCCAUUGGAGCGCUGCGAUUGGUGGCACAAAAUUAUGGGGCGGGGCUUAGGGUCAAUGCAAGAAGUCAAAAGAAAUUUGAGUAUAAUAACUGAAAAAACAAAACCUAUUUUCAAUUAUAAAUUAAAAUCACUUCCUGGUUUUUGUGACACAAAGUUUUUAUCCAUGUACAGUAAAAGUUUUUAAAAAAAACAUCUUAAAGGGAUAUUUGGGGAUGUUGGCAAUGAAGCCCUUUAUCUAGAACGUUCAAUUUUAUUGCCGAUAUUCUGCAUUUAUCAGAGUGUCAUCAGGUAGCCUGAUUUCAGAUGUGUCAAUGUAAAGAUGAUUUUUAGGGAAAUCGUUCUUUCAAAGCAUGUAAACAUUUAAAUCGAACUAUUAUAUUAAUCUGAUUAUCCACAAUAAUCACAUUAUUGUGUGCAUGUAACCGUACUCAGUGAGACAGACGUGCCCAACAGUUCCAACUUUGUUUACAUAAGACAACAAGUCGUGCAUUUUUUUACUUGAGGAAGUGAAAUGAGCUGUGAGUGUCUCAUGGGGGACAAACAUCAUUAACCAGACUGAAAUCUAGUUUUUCUAAUUAGCAACAGAAAAACACACGUGCUAAUCGGCGUGUUCAGUAGCUCUUUAAGGUCCCGGACUGCAUCUUUAUCUCCAAAAGUGGUUAGUAGCUUUGACUGCAUUAAAGUGGCAAGCCACACAACAAACAUGUUCACGUGAGGCUUAGUGAAGGGUCAGUUGAAUGACUUAAAUCAGUCGAAUUGACCCCAACCCUGAUGCUUUUCAAGGCUGUAUACUGUAGAUAACCUCUGUAUCAAGGCUGAGUAUGUAACCUCUGUAUCAAGGCUGUAUAAAUAACCUAUGUGUAAAGGCUGUAUAGACAACCUCUGCUCCUCUCUCCUUCCCUCCAGACUCCCUGCAUCUCUCUCUCGCUGUCUCUGAAGAGGAGGUUCCCCCUGAGAAGCAGCACUGUGAGCAGGAGUGGAGCCCCAGUCUGGGGCAGGAGGACCCAGAGCCCACACAGAUUAAAGAGGAACAGGAGGAACUCAGGACCAGUCAAGAGAAAGAGCAGCUUCAAGGGCUCACUCCUUUGUGUGUGAAAAGUGAAUGUGAUCAGGAAGACCCACUCUGGUCCUUGACUCUUCCCCAAAUCCAGACUGUGGCGCACAGAGAAAAUGACCCUAAACCAGUGGAUCUCACACCUUUUGGCACUGUGACCCACCUAAAGGGUUUUGACAUUCCCUGUGUCCCUCCAGAUAAUCAAAACAAUGCCUACAGCCACAGCUCAGCAGUGAGCAGCGAACCAGUAGGACUUGACAGCAGACCACCACUGGAUCCCAACCCAACAUCAGAUCUCAACCAGUCAAUGUGUAAACACGGUUCCAAACCCAGCAUCAUGUCUAGAAAGACUCACCGCUGCUGUGACUGUGGUGAAACUUUUCCUCUGAAAGCUGACCAUCAGAGGCAUGUGACUCUGGCCAAAAAGAGACUCAGCGAAUGCUGCUUCUGCAAAAAUCGCUAUAACUCCAACUGUAAACUGAAGGCCCAUGUCCAACUCUGUCACGGUGGGAAAUCCUGCACCUGCCCCGUUUGUGGCAAGACCAUCAAAUACAAAGGAGAUCUUUCCAGGCACAUGAGGAUUCACAAAGGUGAGAAACCAUUUAGCUGUGGUGACUGUGGGAAAAGCUUCAGUCUCAAGGGUAACCUAAUCAGGCAUAAAUUGACUCACACAGGAGAGAAACCUUUUAGCUGUGGGGACUGUGGGAAAAGCUUCAGUCUUAAGAAUAACCUAACCAUGCAUAAACUGACUCACACAAAGGAUAAACCAUUUACUUGUAAUGUUUGCGAUAAAAGCUUCAGACACAAGAAGACCCUAACUGAACAUAUACAGACUCACACCAGAGAGAAACUAUUUAGCUGUGGUGACUGUAGGAAAAGCUUCAAUCGCAAGGAGACCCUAACCAGGCAUAAACUGACUCACACAGGAGAGAAAUCUUUUAGCUGUGGUGACUGUGGCAAAAGCUUCAGUCUCAAGAAUAACCUAAUCAAGCAUAAAGUCACUCACACAGGAGAGAAACCAUUUAGCUGUGGUGACUGUGGGAAAAGUUUCAAUCAGAAGGGGCACCUGAACGUGCACAUACUGACUCACACAGGAGUGAAACCAUUUAACUGUGGUGAUUGUGGGAAAAGUUUCAAGCAGAAGGUGCACCUGAACUUGCAUAUACUGGCUCACACAGGAGAGAAACCAUUUAGCUGUAAUGUUUGCGGUAAAACCUUCAGAUACAAGGGCACCCUAACCAAACAUAUACAGACUCACACAGGAGAGAAAUUAUUUAACUGUGGUGACUGUGGAAAAAGCUUCAUUCAAAAAUGGAACCUAAUUGAACAUAUAAGGACUCAUACAGGAGAGAAAAGAUUUAGCUGUGGUGACUGUGGGAAAAGUUUCAGUCGCAAGCAGACUCUAACCGAUCAUAUACUUACUCACACAGGAGAGAAACAACAUGGCUGCUCAGUCUGUGGUAAAAGUUUCACUCAUAAGACUAAUCUGCUGAGGCAUGUGGAUAAAAUCCAUAAAGAAAUAUAUCAGGAAAAAAACGAAUAGAAUAAAUUACAUUUGGACAAAGAGGAUCUACAGUCAGAUGAUAGGAAUAAAAAGGCAGCAUGUGGACAACACUCUUAGGAAAAGCAACUCUGAAUCAAGUUAUGUUUAAAAACAGUAUAUGUAAAUAAAGUUUGAUUCGAUUCAAUUGAUGAUGUAAUGGUCAAACAGUAUAAUGGGAAUCUCACAGGUCUGCGGUUCAAAGUUUGGUGAUGUUUACACGUAAUUAGAAACAUGAAUAUCUGGUCAUUUGUUUUGAAAUGUCUCUCAUGUUGAUAAGAGAAUGUACAGACUGAUGUUAUUUAUACAUUAAAAAUAUACUUUCCAGAAAAGAUCUUCUUCCAUUUGUCCAAGAGUAUUUUUAAUUAGUUUUGAUCUAAUGCUUCUCAUUCAUGUUAUAAAUUUAAAGCAAGAAUCCUUUAUUGAAACAAUAACAAAGCGGACACCCCGCCUCUGUUUUGGUAAAAAGCUGAGGGAUGGGCCUGGAGAAAUGUAACCACUCUCAAAUUCAUAGAAAGAGCUAUGGAUGCAAGGACUGACCAUCCAUAUUUUCUAAAUGUAUAGUUUUAACCAUGUUUUGAGAUUAUACCGUGUUUAUUUACAUUGUUUACAAACAUUGGAGUAAAACAAGUUUUCAUUCUUCAAGAAUCAAUGGGUAUAUAUAAUUAAUUUAUAGGUCCAAAAAUUGAUGUAGGACCUAAGGAUUCUAGCUUUAAACUUGUAUAGAGUAAUGAUAUACAGUCGACUCCUGAGAAUUGAUUCUCCCAGAUCAUCCUAUACUUAAGAUAACCACUGUUUAUCUACAUGUAGAUAUUGUUUCCCUUUACUACUGGCAUGUGUAGGCUGGCGGAGCUGUUGUGUGUUUCUGGGCUUGCCACCCACUAGAACCAAGGAGUGUUCUAAAACCAGUUGACUAGAAUCUAGGUUGCGUGUGUUUUUAAAUGAGCGCUUAACGGCGGGGCAGUUGAGAAAACAGUAGCUGAGUACCAGGAGGAGAAUUAUCGGCUACGGAAACUGCUGGUCUCCUGA